Messenger RNA from Parnassius apollo (apollo), 1461 nucleotides. The record is from the annotation of a GenBank genome assembly. NCBI's taxonomy places the organism in Eukaryota, Metazoa, Arthropoda, Insecta, Lepidoptera, Papilionidae.
AUGUAUUCUACGUGGAAAUUAAACCAGCUCAAAGAAGAAUUAAAGAAAAGAGGUGCGUCCUGUAGUGGAAGGAAGGCAGACCUUGUAGAGAGGUUAGAGGCGUAUGAUAGAAAUUUUAACUUCACUGAUAAAUCGUAUUCCCCAGAACCAGUACAAGGCGAAGUUAUGAUCAUACCAAAAGACGAUUUUUAUAAAGAUAUUAACAGCAAUACCCCAUUGCCACCAUUAAAUAAACACCAAAUACAAGAGUAUUUUGGAGAGGCUGUCUCAAUAAAUGAUUUUACAUAUGUAAAAGGUUUUUGUAAAGCAGCAAUGAGAAAAACUCAGUAUGAGGUAAAUAUUAAAUUAUACAAAAAUGGUAUAUUAGAAGAGACUAAUUGUGAAUGUACAGCUGGAUCUGGAGUUAAUUCACAGUGCAAGCAUGUUGCUACUGUAUUGUUUGGCACAGUUGAUAUGAUUGAACAUAAAACUAUAGUAUUAGAGGAAGUGUCUACUCAAAAGCUACAGAGCUUUAACCAGCCCAAGAAAAAAUAUUUUUCCUCACCUCUGAAAGCACAGAAUUUACCUUAUAAAAGAACUGAAGGGAAUUUGAAUUUUCAUCCGUAUAGGGGUAUUAUCAACAAAGACAAAUAUAAUGAAAGAAUACGGAAUCUUGUCUUAAAUUGUACAGGCAGUACUAUGCCUUUAAGGCAACUAUAUAAACCUGCAAAUCCUUAUGCAGUCGAGUGGGAUCAUGGCAGUUACAGUGUUUCUUUAAAAGAUAAAAUUUUGAAAUCCUUAUAUUUAAAAAAUGUUACCUUAGAAGAUAUUGAAAAUAUCGAAAGAGACACUAGAAUGCAAAGUCAAAAUGAAAAUUGGUAUCUACACAGAAAAAAUCGUCUCACAGCAAGUAAUUUUCAUACAAUUUGCCAUUUGAGUGUCCAAAACAUGCCCAGCUUUGCAAAGAACAUAAUGUCCAGACGGAGUGUGUCAACCAGAGCUACAAAUCAUGGCAAAAUUAGUGAAAAAGUAGCCCUAAAACAAUAUUGUGAUAAAUAUGCACUUGAUGUCAAAGAAUGUGGCUUAUUCAUUAAUAAAGAGAAACCAUAUUUAGGUGCUUCUCCUGAUGGAUUACUUGGAAAUAACACAAUUAUUGAAGUAAAAUGCCCUUACUCAACUCGGUAUGGCUCCAUAAAUCCGGUUAAUGUACCUUAUCUGUGUCUAGAAAAUGGAGAACUGCAAAUAAAAAAAACACAUCCCUAUUACUAUCAGAUACAAGGCCAACUAUUUUGUACUAACCGAGAAUUCUGUAAUCUUAUCAUCUAUACAUAUAAAGAUCUCCAGGUUGUGUAUAUCACAAAGGAUGAAUGUUUUAUAGCAGAAAUGGUUAAGAAAUUGGACCUCUUCUAUAAAAACUACUUCGAAGAAGCUGUUUUAAAUAAAUAUUUAUAUAAGUACUAUGCAGAAAUAAUAAAACCUUGA